GCCACUGGCCGGCAACCCAAAUCAGCCCAGGGGCACCUCACUCAAUACAUGACCGCAGCCCUCUCCGAAGUCACCUUAUCCAAACAACACCAACCAUCGAUAUCGUUUUCCGCCGCAGAUCAACGCGCCGGCUUUCUUUUUGGCAGCAUCUUCAGCAUAGCAGCUGUUACGAUCGUCAACUAUCGCUAUACACUCGUUAUCAGUAUCACGACCAUCGAAAUCACAUCCAUAUUCCGCGCUCGCGACGGCUCGGCGAGCAACGGCACCGCUCCCGCUUUGAAAUUGAGACCAGACAAACCACCCAGACCUGCCUUCCAAGUGCCCCGUCGCGUGUUUCUUUCUUCUUUGCUUCAAGCCUCCAAGAACGCUACUCCGACCACCCGCCAGUAGCUGCCCAAGAUGGCAGGCCACAACUUUAAGCAGCUCGUCUUCGAGCAGUUCUUCACAGAGAGUGUCCCUCUCCCGGAGCCUGAGCCUACCACGACCACCUCGCUAGUACCUUCAGCCCUGGCGAGCGAUACAGAGCAGCCCAAGGAAGAAGCCAAGGCUCCGGAGCCGGUCCCAUCGUAGGCCGAUGAGGUGGAGGAAGAACUUGGCCAAGAACAACCACCACCGGCAGCGGUACCGGAACCAGCUGCUGAAGAUGACAUUGAGGACACCGCUGAGAAAGAGGAUGUACAAGUCACUACAAUUCCGCUAUCAGGUGAGGCAACACCCGCUGCUGCGGAUGUGGCGCCUCCAGAGUCAGAUUCCCCGGAGCUGGAGUCGCCAGGGUCGGAGUUGGCAGACUAUGAACAGGAGACCGGGUACGAGUCUUUUACACAGGGUCAGAGCUCUAGUGAUAAUGACAAGAGGCUUAGCACAAUACCUGAAGAGCCGUCUGAUUCAGAAGGUUCCCACGACAACUUUCUACCAGUUGAUAGCCCGGAUCAACCGGUUGAUCCAAGGGAAGAAGACCACACUGAUGUACAAUCAACUGAUUUGCACGGAGAACCACCACAAAUGGUUCCGGAGGGCCCUACUGCUCCCGAAACGCUUACCGGCUUUAGCCCAGCUCAGCUUCAUCCUGAAAGCUUCCCGCCCUUAUAUGUCAAUCCAGACAGAACUCCAGUUUCCGGCACGCCUGGUGGUGUAGCGCCAUCGUCUGCUGGCGAGGGACAGUCGGUUGAACCAGAAAAGCACGAACCCGCUGUCCCGGAAUUUGCGCAAGAGAAUCCAGCGAAUGACAACAACGAAGACAACGGUCUGGGAGAUGGUGAACGGCAGAAUAUCGACGCCUGGGCAAGAGGAGAAGCUGAACUCACAACCCAUGUUGAGCCCGAUGAUGAAGCACCUGCAGCCGGGUCCCCGGAUAUUCCCGAGUUAUGUAAUGUUCUACGUCCACCUCGUUCAUUGAACUCCUCGGACAAUAAUUCGUCGGAUACAUCAGAGGUUGCUGCUAAAGGCCAGUUUCAACACGAAUCCCUGGACGCGUGGCAAAGACGGUUACAAGACGAGUCCCGGGGAUUUCCAGAGCCCCCUAUGGGUACGAUGGCCUCUAUGUUUGAUUAUACUCCUUUUUCCGAGACUGCUUCCAACGCACCUGCGUCCAAAGACACUCCGCCCAACGAUUUGCCCGGCGAUAGAAUCGCAGAACCGACGGAUGCUGCCUCAUCUUCGGACGGCACUCUCUUCGAUGCCGAGACCACCCCGCUGGCCACCCCGCCGCACAAUGGUAACGGCGUUAUUCCCACAUUAAUUAGCUCAUUUGACAAACGCACGUUCUUUGAAAACCUGUCGAGAGUUUUCAAAAAGGGAAGAAAACGAGCAGAGAAACUUCGUGAGCGGAUCACGUUGCUUGAAACUGGGAUUGGCGGUGCUGUUCCAACGUCAAUUGAUGAACAGAAGAACAAAGACCACGUCCAACACAUGCCUGAAGAGAGAAGCCGCUAUAACAGUAUCAUGAUCAAAUUAUUAAAAGAAGGAUACAAUGUUCCAAUACCGUGGGAUGCACUCGAAGAGCCGCAAAAUGAAGAAGAAGAUAUCAGCAGCUCCGCGGGACCUCUCAUGAAGCAAGCACAAGCGGGAGUCUCUCCCCCGCAAAACAUCUCUGAAGCUGGCAAAGAGGAAUCACUUGAAGCUGGAAGAGCCUUGGACAAAUUACUCGAUGAAAAACUGGGAGAAGCCAAAAACGCUCAGAAAAAGGUAGCUAAAGGGGAAACGAAGACCGAUGGCCCCCAAGUUAACCCGAUUGAGCACCAGAAGCCAAAUGUUGCUAAGACACCGGAUAACCCCGAGAAGCCAGAGGUCCUCGAGGCAAGGGGAGAACAAGCUCCGGAGUACAAGACCCUCGCAGAAGAAAGGCGUAAAGCCGAGCGGGAAGAUGCGGACCGCAAGCCAGCGGAGCAAACUGUCAAGGGUGAGGAAGAGGAAACCGCAAAGAAUGACGGGGAUGUCAAGCCCAAAACAUUGGAGGAGCAGCAAAAAGCUAAGCAAGAAGAAGAGGAUCGCAAACUAGCACAGCAGAUUGCCAAAACCCAACAAGAAGAAGCCGCAAAAGCUUCCGAGGAUGCAAAGCGCAGACAGGCAGAGGAAGCUGACGAUCUAGCCAAGUCCACCGAGGCCGAAAAGGACAAAGCCCUCGGAGAGCGGAUCAAGGCUGCUGAAGCUGAAAUGCUCAAGGAAAUUGGACACGCAAGGGCUAAAGUUGCAGAGGCCGAGAGGCUCACAAAGACCGAAAAAAACAAGGUCAAAACGGCCAAUUCUGAAAUGUCCGUAGCCCGCAUAGAUGCCGAGGCUCUUGAAGAAAAACGACGCAAAGCCGCGCAAGAGGGCAAAGCCAAAGACGCUGAAGCGCUUGAAGACAGGAGGCGCAAAGCACUUGAAUUGGCCGAAAAAGCUGCGGUUGCAGAAAAAGAAGCGUCUGAAAAGGUCAAGGUGUAUCAAGAGGCGGAAGACAAAGCCCGUGAAGAGCUCAGACUCCUUGAGCUUGUGAGGCAGGACGCCGUCAAAGCGGAGAAGGCCAAGGCUGCUGAACUUGGGAAUUGGAACGUGGCCGUGAACGAAAAGGCAGCUGCAGCCGAAAGAAGAAGGAUCGUUCGCGAGGCAGAAGAGGCUACUUUGGCUAAAACCACCGUCGAGAAAACCCCCAAGACUUUCACUCCAGGAGGAAAACUCACCUCUGUUGCUGCAUCGAGAGGUGAUGUGUCGAGGACAAGAGACAAUCACAAAUUUGUGCCAUUUUUGAAGACUUCGAAAGUUGCUGCAGCAAGAAGUGAAGCCGCCAAAGAUGCCGAUCGCAAGCACGCAGCGGCCGGAGCUGAGAAGCGCCAGGCACUCGAGGCUGCUGGGGCUGAAAAGCGCAAAGAGAUCAAGAAGGGGAAUCAGCAGCCGGGCGUUGUGAAAGCUUCCGAAGCGAACGUUCCCAAGUCUGCUGAUCCGGCCAUUUCCAAAUCUCCUGAAGCGAGUAUUCCCACAGCUCUGACAGAAGCAGAGAAACCAAGAAACUUUUACGAGACCAUAAGGAGGCGCAGGGAAUGGGAAGCUCAACGGGAGGAGGCUAAGAAAAAAGACGAGGCUGAAAAAAUCAUUAAACCCCCUGAAGCCGAUAUUUCCAAGCCUUUCGAAGCGAACGUUCCCAAGCCUGCUGAUCCGGUCAUUUCCAAAUCCCCUGAAGCGAGUAUUCCCACGCCUCUAACAGAAGUAGAGAAACCAAGAAACUUUUACGAGACCAUAAGGAGGCGCAGGGAAUGGGAAGCUCAACGGGAGGAGGCUAAGAAAACAGACGAGGCUGAAAAAAUCAUUAAACCCCCUAAAGCCGACAUUUCCAAGCCUUCCGAAGCGAACGUUCACAAGGCUCCUGAAAAAAUCAAUAAACCCCCUGAAGCCGAUAUUUCCAAGCCUUCCGAAGCGAACGUUCACAAGCCUGCUGAUCCGGCCAUUUCCAAAUCUCCUGAAGCGAGUAUUCCCACACCUCUAACAGAAGCAGAGAAACAAAGAAACUUUUACGAGGCCAUAAGGAGGCGCAGGGAAUGGGAAGCUAAACGGGAGGAGGCUAAGAAAAAAGAUGAGGAAACACGACGGGACUGGUUGGAGGAGAAAAAGAAGCAAAUGCAUGCCAACGACAAACCUGCUUCUACUCAGCAGGCGAAGGUGGAAGAGGCAUGGCCCAGUUUGCCCUCUACAUCACAGCAGGUGAAGCCUGAAGCUCUGGGUGCUGCCCCUCCAUCAGUCAAACUUCCCAAAAUUAUCAAGAUUGCCCCGCCUAAAGAGAAGUCUCAAAGCUCCGCUAAGGCAAACCCGCAGCAGAAGCCUCAAUCGCCUACCCGAAAGCCGCAGCAAGCCUGGUCUCAACCGAAGCCAGAUGGCAAUGAUCGCGGAAAGACCCAGACUCUGGUACAGGUGAAAUCGCAAGAAAAAACUCAAGAGCAGGCUCAAGCUUCGGCUGCGGAAAACACUCAGGGUCAAUCUCAGAAGACCAUGAAAGGCCCGGCGCCAAAGACGCAUCCCGUUCCAGCUAAGGAGAAGCCACAGCCUCCAGCUCAGAAGAAGCCACAGGAUCCAGUUAAGAAGCAACCACAGUCCCAAGCACAGAAGAAGUCACAGCAACCACCUCAACGAAAGGAUGAAGCUCCAGCUCAGCAAAAGCCUCAAGUUCCAGCCGAGGAGAAACCCCAGCCUUCACCUCAGAAGAAGCCACAGCAACCACCCCAACAGAAGAGUCAAGCUCCUGCCCGAGUAGAAAAACCGGAACCUUCUGCCUGGAAGAAAAGGAUUAACAAUUUGAAUGCUAAAAUCUCUGAAGAAAGUACUCAUACAAAGUCUCAGCCGCCUCGACCCUCAAUUGUAUUUGGGGAGAAAAAGAACGAAUUGCAGAAGGGAAACAGCGCAGAUCAGACCCAGGCUGAAGUUCCAACUGACAAUAAGCCUCAACUUGAGCCUACAUCAAGCAAAACAAAGCAAGAUGUUGGACCUGAAGCCACUCCAGCUACAAAAAUGGACGACAAAAAGGUCGAGGAGACACUAUACGUUCCACCACAGCAUCAAGAAACGGUUGAUACUAAGGCGCAAGAAGACCAGCUGAAGGCCCAGAAAGUCGAGACUGAAAGACUUGAGCACGAGAAAGCCGAGCAAGAACGCGUUGCACGAGAGAAGGCAGAAAGGGCGGAGCGCGAAAAGGCUGAGCGUGAAAAAGCUGAACGUGAGCAGGUCGCACUCGAGAAAGCGCGCGAGAAAGCCGAACAAGAAAAAGCUGAGCGUGAAAAAGCCGAGCGAGAAAAGGCCGAACGGGAGCGUGUUGAACGUGAGAAGGCGCGCGAGAAGCUUGAGCAGGAGCGCAUCGCACGUGAAAAGGCUGAACUCGAGAAAGCUGAACGUGAGCGGAUUGCAGCUGAGGAGGCGCGCAAGAAAGCUGAACUUGAGAAAGCUGAACUUGAGAAAGCUGAACGUGAGCGGAUCGCAGCUGAGAAGGCGCGCAAGAAAGCUGAACUUGAGAAAGCUGAACUUGAGAAAGCUGAACUUGAGAAAGCUGAACGUGAGCGGGUCGCAGCUGAGAAGGCGCGCAAGAAAGCUGAGCAAGAAAAAGCCGAACAGGAGCGAGUUGAACGUGAGAAGGCGCAGGAGAAAGCCCUACAAGAAAAGGCUGAGCAGGAGCGCAUCGCACGCAAAAAGGCUGAACAGGAAAAGGCUGAGCGCCGAAAGGCCGAUCUCGAGAAAGCUGAACGUGAGCGGGUCGCCCUUGAGGAGGCGCGCAAAAAGGCGGAAGAAGAAAAGGCUGAGCAGAAACGCAUUUCACGCAAGAAGGCUGAGCUUGAGAAGGCCAAACAGGAAAAGGCUGAGCGCGAAAAGGCUGAUCGUGAGAGAGCUAAGCAAGAAAAGGCUGAGCAGGAGCGUAUAUCACGAGAGAAGGCUGAACAUGAGAAAGCUGAGCGUGACAAGGCCGAGCAGGAGCGCGUUGCCCGUGAACAGGCCGAACGUAAGCAGGCCGAGCAGGAGCGGGUCGCACGCGAGAAAGCCGAACAUGAAAAGAGUGAGCGCGGAAAGAUCCAACAGGAACGGCUUGCACACGAGAGGGCUGAACACCAGAAAGCCGAGCGCGAGAAAGCCGAGCAUGAGGAAGCUAAGCGCCAGGUAUUCGAACGUGAAUUAGCCAAUCGUCAAAGGGUUGCUCGCGAGACGGCAGAGCGUGAAGAAGCCGAACGCGAGAGAUUGAUGCACGAAAAAUUCAAGGCUGAAGAAUUCGAGCGGCACAACCUCGCGGCCCAAAGGAUCGCACGUGAAAUGGCCGAAUAUGAAAGGGUUAAAGAAUGUGGACCCGAGGAUAAGUAUAUGGAAGCUGAAAAACCCAAGCCAGUUGUCCAGAGUGGAACUGCAAACCCGGUGGUCAAGGAAAAGGAGGAGAGAACCCAUGCUGGCCAGCCAAUUUUCAAUCUUGAUGGCUCGGAACCAAAGCAUAAGGAUAAAAUGCUCCAAGUUUGCUUGAACUUGAAAGCAAAGAGGCUUGAAUUGGUUGAAAGCGCCGAGGAGUAUGGUGAAGCAGCGAAGCGCCAGAACGAGAAGAUGGAGGAACUUGUCCAUCUGAGGGAUCACAAUCUCAUGAUCAGAGAGCAAGAGCUUCAGAAGAUAAAGCUAAUUGAUGAACAACUGGAGAAGGAAGUGCGCGCUAUACGUAGAGUAAUCGCAGAAGAGCGACGAAAGAUAGAAGCGAAGCAGCGGAUGCUUGAUGCGGUGCAGGCGGAAUUGAAGGCUGAAAAACCUCUUGACUGGGUUCCAUUCAUUGUGUCCUCGGCCCAACCCAACCUGAACCGGGAGCAAGGACAUGAAAGGGGGAGGGAAAGGGAGCGCCGCUCUGCGGUGGGCUUGAGCAGUCAAAUUCCAGGAGCACCUGAGAAUUAUGGCGAGGAAUACCCGCUGGAAGGACAUCCCGCUUGGGGACAUGUACCCGAGCAGGACCAGUAUCCUUCAGUUGACGCUCCGUCUUGGAAUUCGUAUCCUUUUAACGAAUCCAAAAAUUCAGCACCAGAACAGGAGCAGUCAGGAGGACCUAGAAACCCGCUACCCGAAGCACCAAGGUCACUUGGAGUCCCCCAGAAAGCUGUGAUUCUUCCUACAGAAGACUAUGAUACAUCUCAGGUAUCAAGACUACCCGCAGAGUUUCAAAGCACGAUCCCAGGCCAGACUCACGUGCAGAACUUCGAAAACCAGCCCCCAGAAACCGGCUUCGCGGGCAUGUUCUGCAUGAAUUGCCACUGGGUAUUCGAAAAGCUGCGUUGUUCCUGCACCUGGGGCUCACUCAGCCGAGCUCGUCCCCUUCUCUGCCAAUGGUGCGGAUGGGAACACGGCUUCCUCUAUUGUCCCACUCAUCGUCUAAGCUUUUGGGACCAUACCUCUGUGCCUGUUCAACCUCCUGCUGAACUGACUCGGGUCUCGCAUCCAACAUCAUCAUAUCAAAGUGGCUACCAAGGACAAACAUACGUGCCCCAACCGCAGUGGAAUGCGCCUCCACCGCAGUGGAAUGCGCCUCCACCGCAUUUAAACGCACCACAGCAAGGCUUGCAUGAAUUCCAACCACAAUUCAACCCAUCCCAAGGACCUUUGAUGUCGCCACGGGAACCUGUAUGGGUGCACAAUGAUGCAAUUCCUGAACCAAAUCUACAAGGGCCGUAUACUCAACCAAACCAUCAUCGACAACUUUACGACCCUCGCAACCCAAGCAGGUCACAAAAUGAGCCGUAUACUCAACCAAACCAUCAUCGACAACUUUACGACCCUCGCAACCCAAGCAGGUCACAAAAUGAGCCGUAUCCGUCAGGUUCUAAUCCCCCAAAGGGUUCAAGGGCCGAGAGGCCUUCGAGGCCCAGAAGGACGAGCAGUUCACACAGUGGCCCGAAUCAGCCAGGGUUGGGGCCACGCCUUUGGAGUCCAAACCAAAAGAAGUUGUUGGACUCGUUCAAGGGAGAUGGUGAUCGUGGAGAACAAGUCCCUUCGCAGGCUCCUGUUGCGGAAGGGAAUAUCGUAACAAGCUCGACGCUUCCGAGUGUCCAGGAGGAGACCAAGUCCGCAGGAAGAGGUCGUCAAAGAAAACACCGCAACUCAAGGUGAAGCCGC
Molecule: messenger RNA, 8085 nt
Organism: Neurospora crassa OR74A
Lineage: Eukaryota; Fungi; Ascomycota; Sordariomycetes; Sordariales; Sordariaceae
Exons: 7
Coding region: 1003-8079 (2358 amino acids)
Source: RefSeq, a predicted model, not a curated record